GUUUUGGUUUCGGAACUUGUUUCGCACACGUUGGUGGCGGUUGCAGAAACAUGCGUAUUGCGAGUAGAUCUUGCCUUCGACGAUUUCUCUCAUUUACGUGCCUUCGCCAGGAUUUUAAUGUGAGGUGUUCUACUGCGAGUGCUGCAGAGGGCUCUCGGCAUCUCUGCAAAGAUCCGGUGAUCAUAGACGGCAGGCAGUACGAACCCGGCGACCAAUGCAACCUUACGGCGCGCAUCCUAGAGCACACGACUCGAAAGUUGCACUUGAAGAACUGCCAUCCCGUGUGCCUGGUUAAAAGGAGAAUAUGUGAUUUUUUCGAGAAGUACACGAAUCGGCGGGGAAAUCCGUCAUUUUCUGUCUAUGAUCGACUCAGCCCCGUGGUGACGUUGGAGCAGAAUUUCGACAGCCUGUUGGUGCCAGCCUCUCAUCCAUCGCGGUGCAAAAGUGACAGCUACUACAUCAACAAUGAGCUGAUGUUGCGGGCGCACACAUCGGCUCAUCAGCGUGAUCUAGUUAAAGCGGGCCUCGACGCAUUUCUUGUUGCCGGAGAUGUGUAUCGGAGAGACGAGAUCGACAGACACCACUACCCGGUGUUUCACCAGAUCGAAGGCGUCAGGCUGUUUUCAGCAGACGAACUGUUUCCAGGGAGCAAUCAUGGUCUGUCCCUGUUUGAAAGUGGUACCCGUGAGUCUGACAAGCAGGGUCUGCAUACACGUGAAGCAGUCAAACUUCUAGAGCAUAGUCUCAAGACAUGCUUGCAAGGUCUGGCUCAGCAGCUGCUUGGCCCUGAAACGGAGAUUCGUUGGGUGUCUACCUAUUUCCCAUUCACUCAUCCAUCAUGGGAGCUUGAGGCAAAGUUUCAAGGGGAUUGGUUGGAGCUGUUGGGCUGUGGCAUCAUGGAACAAGAAAUCCUUUUCAAUGCUGGUGUGGAGCACAAAGUUGGCUGGGCUUUUGGUGUGGGCCUGGAGCGUCUUGCCAUGGCACUGUACAACAUCCCUGACAUCCGUGCUUUCUGGAGUACUGACCCAGCUUUUUUCGUCCAGUUUGAACACAACGACCCCUAUAAGCCAGUUGUCUUCAAGCAACUAAGCUGCCACCCUCCAUGCAUGGCAGACAUGUCUUUCUGGACACCACCCGAGUUUGCGGCGAAUGACUUCUUUGACAUUGUUCGCUCUUGUGGUGGUGACCUUGUGGAACGUGUGGAGCAUCGAGAUACCUUCAUCCACCCAAAAACCCAUAGGACCAGCCACUGCUACAGGAUAGUGUACCGGCAUAUGGAACGGGCGCUCAUCCAAGAAGAAGCCAAUGCCAUUCACAGGCAGAUUGGUGCCAAAGCAGAAGAGCUCCUUGGUGUUGAACUGCGCAUCAAAUGAUCUGUAUUUGGGCGUAGCCUUACCUGUAUAAACAUU
Molecule: messenger RNA, 1409 nt
Organism: Rhipicephalus sanguineus (brown dog tick)
Lineage: Eukaryota; Metazoa; Arthropoda; Arachnida; Ixodida; Ixodidae
Gene: PheRS-m
Product: phenylalanine--tRNA ligase, mitochondrial
Exons: 5
Coding region: 51-1373 (440 amino acids)
Biological process (GO): phenylalanyl-tRNA aminoacylation
Cellular component (GO): cytoplasm; mitochondrion
Molecular function (GO): ATP binding; tRNA binding; phenylalanine-tRNA ligase activity
Source: RefSeq, a predicted model, not a curated record